This is a messenger RNA of Paramecium sonneborni, 519 nucleotides long. The record is from the annotation of a GenBank genome assembly. Lineage: Eukaryota; Ciliophora; Oligohymenophorea; Peniculida; Parameciidae.
UUAUAAUGGGAAGAAAGAAGAUUUCAAUUACUAAAAUUGAAGAUAAGCAAUAGAGGAAUGUAUGUUGUUGGAUAUAUGAUAGAUUACAUUUCAUAAAAGGAAGAUAGGAUUACUAAAGAAAGCAUAUGAGUUAGCUUCUUUAUGUGGUGUUUAAGUUUAUAUGGUAUUCAAUGAUCUAUGUAUGAAAUGGUUUAUAUUUUAAUAUUUUAGAAGGAAAUGCAAUUCAUUUUAGAACAGAAGAAAUAAAUUAAAUAGAAAAUAAUGAUAAAAAGAAAUAUUUAUUGACUCCAAAAGAUGUAAAAUAUUUAAUUCUAACAUCAGUACCCAAAAUUUGUUACUAGAUCAAAGAAUAAAGUAAAUGCUCAAUUAAGAGAUUUACCUAUAACACCGUUAAAAUUAGUCACAGAUAUUAUGAUAACUGAUGAGCCAUUAAUUUCUCGUUAUUCAGUUCUUAGUAGACAGUUUUUCCCAAUACCUUAGCCAAAGACUAAUAGAACUAUAAUUGAGAAUAAUACAUGA